UUUCAUACUUAAAGCUAUACGAAAAAUUGAACUAUAGCAUUACUCUUCCCCCGAUUACACUCGUUGUGGGUCUUUUCUCGCCGCCGGCAGAAAUGAAGGGUUUUAUAUGGGCUACGGCAGAAGACAUGGCAAAAAACCGUGGGCGUGUUCUGUCCUUGUAUCGGGAGCUAUUGCGAAGCCUCAACUCUCCCAAACUGGAACUGAGUUUAGCAGCAAGGCUUUCGAAGAAGGCGGGGGCUCGUGCCAUUUUCAUGUUGGGGUCUGAAGAGCGAUCCAUUCACAACAUUGAAGACCUCAUUGACACUGCUGAGUACGCGCUUUCUCACUUGAAAGAGGUUAAAAUCCCCAAACAUAUUCAAUGA
Pistacia vera is the source of this 362-nucleotide messenger RNA. RefSeq lists its product as uncharacterized. The transcript is spliced from 2 exons. Bases 93 to 362 code for a protein of 89 amino acids. Lineage: Eukaryota; Viridiplantae; Streptophyta; Magnoliopsida; Sapindales; Anacardiaceae. The record is from RefSeq and is a predicted model, not a curated record.